UCGGGGCAGAUGCACAACCACCAGGCAGGAGCGACUCUGUUCAGCUACUAUGGAGCAACAAGACAAAGCUCAGGCUGGAGACAUGUGCAAGUUUGUGCAAGAGAAAUCUGGGAGCAGGUUUAUGAAAAAGGUGUUUGUCUAUUAAAAGGAAACGAGGAAGAAAAGAAGAGAGGACGGUGCCAACUGUAAACAUACUCAAGUAUCUUUUUAUGAGGAUGAAACCCCUGUUAGUCUUCAAGUGAUUCAGUCUGCAGCAACACCAAGAAAAUGUAUCAUGAGAAGACAGUGCUGAUAACAAAUGCAAGACAGACCUGAGCUCAUACUGCCCCCCUGUCCAGCAACAGUACUUUAAUGGUUGGAACUGCCCGCCCCAACCUACAUUACUGCCCUCGCAGACACAGCCUGAUGAUCACCGGUGCCAUGGGAGCGGUGCGAGUCAACAGAUACAGCAUCGUUUCCACAGAUGAAGAUGCCCUGAAGAUCUCCAGCCUGGGCCUCCACAAUGGCCACAGUCCCCUGACUCAGCAGACAUUGUCGGGGGCCUGUAUGCGAGGUGAGGAUGGAGGAGGCGAGUGUCCUGGAAGUGAUGAAGGAAGAGGGACUUUGUCUCUGAGGGUAACAAAUGAGCCUAUCGUCCACAACAGUUGCCGUGCUUCACCUUCAUGCCGCCUGGGCCUGGAUCUGGGCACCGGCCGUCUGCGCAGCCGCUUUGUGAAGAAGAACGGCCAGUGCAACGUGGUGUUCAACAACAUGGAGGAUAAGCCACGACGAUACCUGGCUGACAUUUUCACCACCUGUGUGGACAUACGUUGGCGCUACCUGCUACUCAUCUUCACCACCACCUUCCUUCUGUCUUGGCUGCUCUUUGGCCUGAUCUUCUGGGGAGUGGCCCUCGCACAUGGAGACUUUGAUCUUCGUAUGCCCGUGAAGGACGGGGAUCCUCGGAGUACCACAGAGGAAGGAAAAGACGAAUGGCGGCCAUGUAUUCUCCACAUCCAGGGCUUCAUUGGGGCGUUCCUCUUCUCCAUAGAGACCCAGACCACCAUCGGAUAUGGUUUCCGAUGUGUCACCGAAGAGUGCCCAGUCGCUGUGGUGACUGUGGUGGUGCAGUCCAUCGUGGGCUGCAUUAUUGACUCCUUCAUGAUCGGCACCAUCAUGGCAAAGAUGGUGCGGCCGAAGAAGAGGGCACAGACCUUGCUGUUCUCGCAUCAUGCUGUCAUCGCGCUGCGAGAUGGUAAGCUGUGCCUCAUGUGGCGUCUGGGAAACAUGCGCAAGAGCCACAUCGUCGAAGCACAUGUUCGCGCUCAGCUCAUUAAGCCUCAUGUGACGGCGGAGGGUGAGUACCUCCCUUUGGAGCAAACAGACAUUGAUGUCGGCUAUGACGACGGACUGGAUCGGCUGUUUCUGGUGUCGCCGCUGGUGGUGGUCCAUGAGAUCAACAAGAACAGUCCUCUGUAUAACCUGAGCCGCACUGAGCUGCAGAAAGAGGACUUUGAGAUUGUGGUCAUCUUGGAGGGGAUGGUGGAGGCCACAGCUAUGACCACUCAGGCCCGCACCUCCUACUUGGCCAAGGAGAUCCUAUGGGGCCACCGCUUUGAGCCUGUGGUCUUUGAGAAGGGCGACCGCUACCACGUGGACUAUUCCCGCUUCCAUAAGACCUAUGAAGUGCCAUCUACGCCUCACUGCAGUGCCAGGGAACUGAGCCAGAUGACAGGUCGCAGUGGGCAGUCCUCAUCCUCCAGCUCAAGUUACUCCCGGUCUCCAUCACCGUUUGCCCCGAGGGCGGCCCGCCACCUGCUGGGCCCUCACUCCCCCAGCGCUUUCUGCUACGAGAACGAGGUAGCUUUGUGCUGUGGGGACGACGAGGAUGAGGAGAAUGUAAAGAAGGAGGCGGGGAGUCUGAACAUUAGAAGUGACAGAGAGCUAACAAUGAGAGAUGAUAUUCACUUGGGUUUCAAGGAGACAUUUGUGGAGGAGCAGACGGUGGAGAUGUUGUGUGUUCUGGACACAGAGAAUCAGAUCAGCCUUGACAGACUACAGCCCACCCUACCUUUAUACAUCAGCAGAGAGUCAGGAGUUUAAUCAAUGGUAAUGGCUGCCCUUCCAUUUGUUUCCUCUCUUUGUCUGUGUGCACCCGACCAAAGUAUUGAACUAGUGUAAAAAUAAAAGAUGGAGGACACAAUUUUAACUGUACAUUUGGAGAAAGAGAGGGAUCCUUUUUUUUGCAGCUGUCACAAACUCCUCUCAGCUUUAGCUCAUAACUCGCUCUGAUUUCAGGUAUUGUACACUUUCAGUUGUUACAUCAGCAUCUAUAAAACGCACAGCUCAUCUACUUUGAAACAUGGUGAACAGGUAUUUCUCUCAAAUCAUGAGGUAUCUUGAAAAACUUUAUUGCUCUCUUGUUUUAUUCAAUAUGACCAGUGUAUGAGCUACAGUUAAGUCAAGCUUUUUGUUCUUGAUUUCCAUUCAUUUUGUUGUAAAUAUGAUAUGCUUUUUGUUUUCAUUUUAAAAUAAUCAUACAUCAUAUACAGAUAAAUGUUCUAAGAGAAAAAUCUAUUUAUUAUAAAGGAAGCAUGACACUCGUGCUCAACUUCAACACACUUAUUUUCUCUGUGUAAAAAUAAAUUAUUUCUGUAUUUUGAACUUCCGUCUUCCUGCCUGAGUUCUGUUACUUUUCACAUUUGAUAAAUAAGCAAUUUUCUUUUUCAUCAUUUAUCACAGUUUAUUCUAUGAUAGAAAACAAGUUCAAAUAAAUUAAAUCCCCGAACCAUGGAAACAGCAUUCUAACUGUUAAGUCACACGUGUACAGAAGAAGAACAAGCACUUUAUUCUUACUUUUAUCAAUAGAUACAAACACUUUGCAACAGUGUGUUGUUUUGUAUGAAUAAAGCACCUAAUAAAAAAAACAGUAUACUGUUAAUGCUUGAA
Molecule: messenger RNA, 2928 nt
Organism: Seriola aureovittata
Lineage: Eukaryota; Metazoa; Chordata; Actinopteri; Carangiformes; Carangidae
Product: ATP-sensitive inward rectifier potassium channel 12-like
Exons: 3
Coding region: 352-2082 (576 amino acids)
Biological process (GO): potassium ion import across plasma membrane; regulation of monoatomic ion transmembrane transport
Cellular component (GO): plasma membrane
Molecular function (GO): inward rectifier potassium channel activity
Source: RefSeq, a predicted model, not a curated record